AUGGAGCCAGAGUUCUGCUACGGGAAUGACUCGUGUGCGAGGACCGUCUACCCUGUCACUGUCCGCGCAGCCCUCUAUGUGGUCCUGGGGUCUGCGGUGGUCCUCACGGUUCUGGGGAACCUCUUUGUGAUCGUGGCCAUCGCUCACUUCAAGCAACUCCACACGCCUACCAACUACCUGACCCUCUCCCUGGCCGUAACCGACCUCCUCCUGGGAGUUCUGGUCAUGCUCCCCGGCAUGAGUGAGUCCAUCGAGAACUGCUGGUACUUUGGUGUGAUGUUCUGCAAGCUCUACAACAGCUCCACCGUCUUGCUGUGCACCGCGUCCAUCUUAAACCUGUCCUUUAUAUCCAUCGACCGCUAUUAUGCUGUGUGCCACCCUAUGCUCUACCCCCGUAAGAUAACGGUUCACACAGCAGUCUUCAUGAUCCUGGUCACAUGGUGUGUCUCUUCUCUGGUCGGCUUUGGUAUGUUCAUCCGGAAGACGAAUAUAUCAGGAAUUGUUUCCUUUUACAUCCCCGGGGUCAUCAUGCUGGGCAUCUACCUGAAGAUCUACAUGGUUGCCCAGAGACAAGUGCGCACCAUAGGCCUAGAGAACACCAGCUCCUCCAAGGUGGACAAGCACCAGAGGAAAGCCACCAAAACGUUGGCCAUCAUCAUGGGCGUGUUUCUGUCCUUCUGGGCGCCAUUUUUCAUCCUUAACAUCAUCGACCCCUUCAUUGGCUACGCUGUACCGCCCGCCUUGUUCGACACAUUCGUCUGGCUGGGGUAUCUGAAUUCCACCAUCAACCCGUUGGUGUACGCCUUCUUCUACAGUUGGUUUAGGAAGGCGUUUCAAAUUAUGGUUUCUGGUCGCAUCUUUCGGUCUGACAUGUCAGAGACAAAACUGUUUGCAGAGUGA
Messenger RNA from Gadus chalcogrammus (walleye pollock), 900 nucleotides. Its product is annotated as trace amine-associated receptor 1-like. The record is from RefSeq and is a predicted model, not a curated record. Gene Ontology annotation, cellular component: membrane. Gene Ontology annotation, molecular function: trace-amine receptor activity. The transcript has a single exon. Lineage: Eukaryota; Metazoa; Chordata; Actinopteri; Gadiformes; Gadidae. Gene Ontology annotation, biological process: adenylate cyclase-activating adrenergic receptor signaling pathway. The coding region runs from base 1 to 900 and encodes 299 amino acids.